GAUGCACCAACAACAGAACCAUCUACUACUGAUGCACCUACAACUGAAUCAUCAACUACUGACGCACCAACUACAGAAGCAUCGACAACUGAUUCACCUACAACCGAAUCAUCUACGACUGAUAAACCGACUACAGCAGCAUCAACUACUGAAGUACAAACAACAGAAACAUCCACUACCGACCCACCAACAACAGAAUCAUCUACUACUGAUUCACCUACAACCGAAUCAUCUACUACUGGUGCACCAACUACUGAGUCAUCUACUACUGAUGCACCAACAACAGAACCAUCUACUACUGAUGCACCUACAACUGAAUCAUCAACUACUGACGCACCAACUACUGAGUCAUCUACUACUGAUGCACCAACAACAGAAUCAUCAACUACUGAUGCACCAACAACAGAAUCAUCUACUACCGAUGCACCAACUACAGAGGCAUCAACAACUGAAGUACCAACAACCGAAUCUUCUACGACUGAUAAACCGACUACAGCAGCAUCGACUACAACAGCAUCAACUACUGAAGUACAAACAACAGAACCGUCCACUACUGACGCACCAACAACAGAAUCAUCUACUACUAAUUCACCUACAACCGAAUCAUCUACUACUAGUGCACCUACUACCGAGUCAUCUACUACUGAGCAACCAACAACAGAAUCAUCUACUACUGAUGCACCGACAACUAAAUCAUCUACUACUGAUGCACCAACAACUGAAUCAUCAACUACUGAUGCACCAACUACAGAGGCAUCGACAACUGAAGUACCAACAACCGAAUCUUCUACUACUGAUGCGCUAACAACCGAAUCAUCUACUACUGAUGCACCAACAACUGAAUCAUCAACUACUGAUGCACUAACUACAGAGGCAUCGACAACUGAAGUACCAACAACUGAAUCUUCUACGACUGAUGAACCGACUACAGCAGCAUCAACUACUGAAUUACAAACAACAG
Anneissia japonica is the source of this 961-nucleotide messenger RNA. RefSeq names its product flocculation protein FLO11-like. The annotation marks the transcript as partial. Lineage: Eukaryota; Metazoa; Echinodermata; Crinoidea; Comatulida; Comatulidae. The transcript is spliced from 2 exons. The record is from RefSeq and is a predicted model, not a curated record.